Messenger RNA from Oncorhynchus masou masou (cherry salmon), 6946 nucleotides. Its product is annotated as NHS-like protein 3. Gene Ontology annotation, biological process: cell differentiation. Lineage: Eukaryota; Metazoa; Chordata; Actinopteri; Salmoniformes; Salmonidae. The record is from RefSeq and is a predicted model, not a curated record.
UAACGAGGACUAAACACCGUGACUCUUUAACUCUACCACAGACUAUUGCAGACCACUACAAAACAGACAGACAGAGACAGCCAAAAUACUACUACUGCUGACCUCUGUAGAUUGGGAAAGAUUUUGGUCAUUUUUCGCCAAAACUGUUACUGACAGCGACUAGGAGGCCAAGACGUUAUGAUUCUGUAAUUCUACAACAGCCGACUUAGACCCAGACAGAGAAUACAAACACAACUAGACCUGUAGAGGUUCGAUGUAAACAUGGUGGUGUACCUGAGGAAAAACAUUCGCUCUCUGCUCUCCGUCUUCAAGAAGAAAGCUGGUCCUAAGUGUCUGGAUGAACAGAAGGAGCUGACAGUUCACUACACAGCCUCCUCACACCACCAGGAGAAUGUGUUCAUCGAGGGCAACCGCCCUCAGUACCUGGAAGACCUGCACACUGAGGCACGGGAGGGGUUAAAGAUACUGCAACAAGAAGAACACAACAAAGGAGUGGACUUUCAGGAUGACCAUAGUGAUGCAGAUGUUAGCCCCACCCACAGGGAUGGAUCUCAGGACUCAGGAAGUACCGCCGGGAACUAUGUUACUGCAGGGACCUCUGCUGGACUGGGAUUGGCUGUGUCCACGAGACCUGUGCUCACACGCCAAGGCUCCACAUUCAAGCCUCUGAACCCAGUGAAGAGACUGGACAAGAGGGAGAACAGGAGAAUUACUAUCAUGGGCAUACCCCAGCAGGUCCAGAGAGAGCUGGCCCUUCACAGUGGCUCCGAGUACAAAGUUCAUUCCCAGCUCCCGAACGGCUCUGUCGGACAGGGUAGAGACGGCCAAUCAGGUGUGGUCGUCAUCCCCACCAUCGACGGAGAGACCCCUCUAGCCAACUACGAAGGGGCAAGAGUACACCUCUCAGACCUGGAGGCAUCCAGAGAGGAGCAGCUGUUGAGACACCACCUCCAGUCUGUUUACAGGGACGACCAGGGCUUCAGCUACCACAGGGGACUGGACUCUCGUCUCUCCUCCACCCAGAGGCCCAAGUCUCUGGCCGUGCCGGGCACGACCUCCUCCUGCUCCUCUGGAGUCCCCAGCUUCCUCCAGGAGCCACAGGGUCCGGUGAUGUCCAUCUCUCCCCAAGCAACUUACAUGUCCAAGAUCAUCCCCAACGCCUACCUGCCGGCCUCCGUCGACAUCAUACAGAUUGACCGCAGCACCAGCCGUACCCAUGGAAACAGCGGUAACGGAACGGCCCUUACCGUCAGCAAGAGCUGCCUGGCGUCCGGGUCGUCGGACAGCCCUGCGUCGUCGAGGAGGUCGGGCGGUGAAGGUUGCUAUGAAGGCGGUGACAGCGUUUCACAUGGUGACAGUAGUUCCCGUAACAAUGGCUCUAAGGUGACCCCACACUCAGUGACUUCAAGAUCCAGCUGGAGCCACUCGCAGUCUUCCGAGACGAUCAAGUCCAACUCCUCCGCCAUCUCCUCCACGAAGGGGAGCUUCGGACUUGCUAACCCACAGACGGUGAGUCUCGUUGGGCAUGAGACACAGCCGCAGCAGCCUGGUGCUGGGGACCAGGACAAGGUGAGCCUACAAAGCUCCGCUAGCUGGGUCAGCAGCACUUUUAGGGGUACUGGUACUGCGACCACUCAGGGGGUCCUAUCUAGAUCUGGGGGGAUGAGCGAUGUUGGAGGAGACUCUUUCAGAUUCUCUCGCUGUCUGUCGAUCAUGAAGACCAAGUUGCCCCCGGCUCCCCCCAGGAGAACCAACUCACUGCACCAUGAGAAGAUGAUAAAGAGGCGACUGGUGGAGAUUAAAGACCUCAGUGACUCUGCGGGUGGGAAGUUGGAGGCUGCUGAGGACACAAGCUUGGUUACGAUCGAGAUCUCUAAAGAGCUCUACAAAGAAGUCACAAAGAGCUCUGUCCCUGUAUCCAAAUCAUCUGGGUUUAACUCUUUAGAUGAUACAAGAUCUUCCACAGCAUCUAGUCCUCUGAGUCCCACACAGGCAUCACAUGGAGGUAAUGGGAAAUCAGAGGGGCCAGUGUCCAGCAGCUCUUCCCCCCAGAAAGCCCCAUCAGAGGAGGGUACAUUUGAAAGGACCAUGUCCCCCUCCAGUGGGUACUCCAGCCAGAGUGGUACACCGACACUUUCCCCCAAGGGAAUCCUCCCUUCCGUCUCCCCAGGCAAACAGAAGAAGUAUCCUGUCAAACCGGAACGAUCUGGUUCAAGAGCUUCCUUCUCUGCAGCCUCAGUCUCCUCUUCCCUCACCUCCCUGUCUUCAGUCACCUCAGAACUCGUCAAUCGAGAGGCCUCGAAAAACAGCUUUAGCCCUCUUCAGCAGGCCUCCCUACCCCCGGCUGUUAUGAGAAUAGAAGAUCCAGAAACGGUGACCCCGGUCCGUUUCUCUUCAUCCAUGGCGAUCAGUGAGCUGCUUAACAUUCCGCCACCCCCCAAAAUCAAAGCCCCUUCCCCACCACCCCCGGAGACCUGGGCCCACAACAGACACACCUUCGAACUGCUGUGUGGGCCUUGCCCCAACGUCAACAGGCUAGCACAGCUCCAGAAGCAACAGGAACUAAAAGAGCAAGCUGCCAUGAUUGAGCAAAAGCAGGAACCUCAAACUAAAGCUAGCAAGGAGUCUGAAGACUCAAACAACAAGCAGGCUGCAGUAGAAGAAGUUACUUUGACAAAAUCAGAAAGCAAAUAUAUUGUUCCCCGAGACAAGACUGAGCCUAUGUUAGAGCAGGCACCUGAGGUAUCCGAGAGCACAGAAAGUCAAACGAAAGAACAAGGAAGCCUGGCGGUGAUCGCAGAGAACGUAAAAGCAAGUGUAGAGAUCCAGGACCAGAAGCAGGAACAGAGUAGUAGUAGUAGCAGUAGUAGUGUUGCACAGGUCAAGGAUCAAGAAGAGAGGCUAGAGACACAAGUUUGUUUAACAAUGAUUCCAAAGAAGGAACCCCCUCCUGUCAUGAAGAAAAGUACUCAUAGAAAAGAAGCUAAAGUUCAAUUAACAGCAGAUAUUCAACAAAAGUCACCAUUUGGUGAGGUCACAGUAGAGGUGAAGGUAGAGUCACCCAGCGAGAGUGAGAAGUGUUCUCCACAGGCUGAGGUAGUCGCUAAGGAAGUUGAGGUUGAGGUAGCAGCUAAGGAGGUCGAAGGUCGGAGUGCUACUGAAAACACUAUAGAGGAAAGUCCCACCAAAUCUACACAGACCCUUCCCGUGGAGCCCCCCAAAGUGGACCGGGUCUCUCCUCCGCCUCCCCCCCCUUCCCACCACCCUCCUCCACCUCCUUCUAAGACACCUCCCUACUCUGUAGCCCCUCCCCCACCUGAGGUAGAGGAGGAGUGUGAGGAUGAGAUUCCCAUAGUACAGUCCUGCUGGCCCCCUCCACCCCCACCAGAGGAGCCAGCUGGUUCAGUCUUUGAUGAGCCAGAUGAGAUAGACUUUCCACCUCCUCCCCCUCCCUUCAUGACGGAGAGCUUGCCAGAUGUGGUGGAGACAUGUAACACAGUCGCUGAUGUCCAGGAGGCGUCCAUUAUAGCUCUGGAUGGGGAGGAGGUUAAGGAAACCGUGAAUGUUUUCACUGUCGCAACUGUGAAUGGGGAAACUGCAGAUCUUUCAUACAUUUCCACUCAGAUGGAACCAAAAGAGGAUAAACCUGAAAAGGUGAUUCUGAACUCUAAUGCUCUAAUCCCAACUGAUGAAACCAGCUUUGAGGAAUCUGAAUCAGCUGAGCUGCAAUUAAUUCCUUCAGAUGAUUCAGCUGUCGUUUCUCCAGUUCAGCCCAAUGAAAAAGAGGCAGAGGUCAAGCAAUCUGCCCAGAAACCAAUCGCAAUGCAAGAAGACACCCCACAACCAACAGAAACUUCUCCUGAGUCACAGGAAGUCCCGCCCUUACCAGAGGAUGUCCCUCCCUCACACCAGGAAGCUCCUCCUCCUCCUCCUCCACCAAUGACAACAGCCUUGGUGCCCCCAUCAAGUAUUCCUCCUCCACCUCCUAUCAAUGUCCCCCUCCCUCCCCGUGUACAAAUUGAGGAUCAGAUGCCUUCUGAGCUCCCUAACAAUGCCCCACGUCCACCACCCAUUAACAUUCCUCUCCCACCCCCUCUCCCAACUGAGAACCAACCCCCUGUGAUCUUCAGGAGACAGCCCAGCUUGGCGAACAGAGAGACCAGGAGCAAAGAGCUUCUGUCAAGGCACAAGAGUGUCCCUAUUCCCAAAGAAGAUGCCAACAUUCCACUGGUCACACCCUCUCUGCUUCAAAUGGUACGUCUCAGAUCGGUCAACGUUGGCGAAGACUACGUUAAAGUGCUUUCUGAAGACAACAAUUCCAACAGUGGGAAGCCACCUGCUCAGGAUCAGAGUUCAACCCAAAUCCAAACCCAAGGAUCUCAGAACGUAACACCCCAAAAACCAAUUCGGAGAUCCCUGUCACUAAAAUCCACACCUCCGCCACUGAAGUCGUCACCAGUGACGCUCAUCGCCCCCUCGAUGAGUAUGCAGGAAGCUAUCCGAAUGAAGACAGCAGCCAUGUCUUCCAGAGAUAAUCUCCCAACACGCUUUAGAAUGCCAUCCUCCACCUCAAUUCCCAGUUGCAGUGGGGGUAAAUCAGGAAUGUUUUCCCCAUCGUUACCAGAAGGGGGUGUGAUGCUAAAGACCCCCACCACCACCGCCGCCGCUAGCUUCAUCUUCUCCCGGAGCUCAAAGAAGGUUGUCAUAGAAACGCCUGCCUCCUCCUCCUCCCCCGAGGUACAGGCGAGCCUAAAGCAGAGCCUAGCCGCGGAACUCAAGCGCUUUUCCGAACAAUCUAUGGCUUCCACAGUCGCUAAUGGCAACGUUGGAAGAACUGGGGUUCCGAGGAGAAUUCCGCCACCCGUGGCUAAGAAACCAGCUCACACCUUGGAGAAGCCUGUGUGUUCUACACUGAGGAGCACUUCAUCUCCAAGGGGAACAGAAGCUAACGGAGAGACAGAAACAGCGCAACCUGCAGGCCAGCAAGCACUGACAGAGGACAGCAAGUGAAAUGGAGACGUCUAACAUUGUGGAAGCACCAUUGCGCUUUUGAAAAAGACUGGAUUCUUGUGGAAUGGGACUAAGACGGACGAACAAAUCUGCAAGAACCUGAGAAACAUGGGGGAGAGAGAGAGAGAGAGAGAGAGAGAGAGAGAGAGAGAGAGAGAGGGAGAGGGAGAGGAGAGAAAGGGUAUAGAGAGAGAGGAGAGAGAGAGAGACAGAGAGAGAGAGGGGGAGAGAAUAAUGAGAGUAGAGAGAGAGAGUCAACUCAGAGUUAAAAUGUCUUCAAAAGGCCUUUAUAUUUUUUGCAAAAAAAAGAUGGCAUUGGUCCCCAUUUCUUUUCAAAUUAAAGCUUUAUUUUGGGAGUAUUUUUUUAAAACAUAGAGGUCCAGUGAGGAUCUAUUCAAUCCGUAUCGUGGAAGUUUAAAGACAAUGUUCCAGCGUUAGAGGAGACUGCCUUCACCGGCUCGGAAAAACACCUUUAAAAGCAUCUCAUCGCCACAGAUAGAACAGAGAGCCCUUCGUCUGCUCUAGGAAAGUGCAACCAUCAGGACAAAGGACAAACUGCGGCUGGAUUUUGUAAAUACAGCACAAAAGGCUGUGCUUGUAGUAGAGGUCAUCCAGAAGUCAUCCAGAGGUUAAAAAAAGGUAGCAGUCACUGCAGUUGAGAAAGAAAAAACAAGAUUUAAAAAAUUAAAUAAAUAAAAAAUCUUCAUAAAGAUUCCCUUUUGGAGUCAAACAAUCACUGAAUUAUUUUAAUUAAUGAAUUAAUUAUCUUAUUUCCUAAUGGCAGAUUAUGUAAUUCCCAGAAUUUAUCUUUUGAUCUCGUCGAUCAAUCAAUCAAUUCAUUUGUGGUGUCAAUCAAUCAAUUAACACCACAUUUUACUGCGCCUAUCCGGGGUGUUUGUCAAUCAAUGUGUUAUUUUUGUUGUUUGACCAAUGACACCACAAGUUAUUUAGGCUUAGGUAGGGUAGCGCAUGAGAAAAAGAGAAGCUGCAUAUUUAAAAAAAAAAAAAAACAUUUAUAUAUUAGAAAUUUAUUUAAAAAAUAAAAUAAAAUAAAAAAAAUCACCUUGUAAGAUAAUGAAGCUUUUAAAGUUUAGGCAAGAAAACCUUUUAUCCUUCUGAAAACUAACGUUCAACAAAAUGAGCUGCUUCCCAAUUCUAGAUCUCUUGGCCUGCAUCCCAAAUGGCACAUGCAUUCCCCACAUAGUACUAGUAUGGUGGCAGCAGAUAGCCUUGUGGUUAGAGCGUUUGGCCAGGAACUGAAAGUUUGCUGGUUUGAAUACCCGAGCCGACAAGGUGAAUAAUUGUUUUUGGGGUUUUUUUGCACCAGGGGUACUGUACUACAAUGGCUGACCGUGUAAAACACCACGUUUUAUUGCACCUAUCCGAUGUGUGUCAAUAAAACUAUUAUUUUUUGGGAAAGUUUAAAUGUUGUAAACCAGAGAAUAUAGUGUAUUUUUGGGACACAACUCAAGCAGAUAGGCACGAUAUGGCUAUUCCUUAUAGUUACUUACACUAAACACCAUUCCCAAGCGUUUAAAAGACAAUAUUGAUGGCUUUUCUGUUACUCAACCAUUUCCUGUUUUAUUAAUUAAUGUCUUUAAGUUGCUUUCUUUAUUAGUCCUGCGUUAUUAACAUCGUCUGUCAUUUCACAACCAAUUAUUAAACCUUUGGUUUGAGUUCAACUGAUUCAUCAAAAUGUCUUGUUUCUGUGGAUGGCCUUACAGAGUCAGUUUUACUUCCUAAAAUCCAGAGGCCUGUGGAUCGUAACUACGGAAACAGUGAGUGUAAAUGGUAAACUAUUCCCUACAUGGUGAACAACUUUUGGGACGUACCUUGUGAACAGUAGUGCACCAAAGUAUUCAGACCCCUUCCCUUUUUCACAUUUUGUUACGUCACAUUAUUCUAAAAUGUAUUAAAAAAUGUUUUUAAAAAUGUC